UAAACAUAAACAUCAUAUUCUAAAUAUCUAAAUUGUUUUAUUUAAAAACCGUUCGAUUUUUAAUUGGUAAGAUUGAAUCCAAUCCCACUGGAGUCACCUUACCAAUGUUUAUACAGUCUACUACACACAACAUUCAGUUAGGUCAUAAUUAAGAUUUGUAGAGCAAUAAGAAUAAUUUGUUUGAUUAUGCCAUAAUUUUUCAUUUCAGUAUUCAAUGUAUUAUGCAUAAUUUGGAUGGACGUGUACUACACAAAUGUUUUGCUAUUAUGGAUCAAGAACUUACAAUGAGAGUCUCCCUAUUGAGUAUUUAAACUUAAGAACAUACCAUGAAUGAUGUUUACUAAGAAUUUUGGUUAUUCAAUGUAUUAUGCAUAAUUUGGAUGGACGUGUACUACACAAAUGUUUUGCUAUUAUGGAUCAAGAACUUACAAUGAGAGUCUCCCUAUUGAGUAUUUAAACUUAAGAACAUACCAUGAAUGAUGUUUACUAAGAAUUUUGGUGUAGUAUUCAAUGUAUUAUGCAUAAUUUGGAUGGACGUGUACUACACAAAUGUUUUGCUAUUAUGGAUCAAGAACUUACAAUGAGAGUCUCCCUAUUGAGUAUUUAAACUUAAGAACAUACCAUGAAUGAUGUUUACUAAGAAUUUUGGUUAUUUAAUGUAUUAUGCAUGAUUUGGAUGGACGUGUACUACACAAACGUUUUGCGGUUCUGGAUCAAGAACUUACAGUGGUCGUCUCCUUAUUGAGUAUUUAUAUUUAAGAACAUACCAUGAAUGAUGUUUACUAAGAAUUCUAGUACUAAAAUUGAGUUGGCUACACUGUAAUGUUUGCAUCUGUCAAGGAAAUUUUUGGUUAACAUAUUUAAUGCCAAAUGACUACGUUUAUAAAACGUUAGCGUGUCGUCAAAUUUUAUUUUGCGCUCGACCCUUGGAAAUAAGUAACAAGAUGCCAGCUAAAACGACUUCUGUUAAGAAAAGGUUUGUGUCGGAUGGUAUAUUACGUGCAGAACUCAACGAGUUCUUGACACGAGAACUUGCUGAAGAUGGUUAUUCUGGCGUUGAUGUCCGUGCUUCUCCAUCGCGCACAGAAAUUGUUAUUUCUGCAACACGUACCCAAGACGUAUUGGGCGAUAAGGGACGCCGUAUUCGCGAACUUACAUCUCUCAUCCAAAAACGUUUUGACUUCAAAGACAAAGAAGUUGAACUUUUCGCCGAGAAAGUAGCACACCGUGGAUUGUGUGCUAUUGCCCAAGCUGAGUCAUUACGUUACAAGUUGAUUGGCGGUUUAGCUAUCAGGAGAGCAUGUUAUGGUGUGUUGAGAUUCAUCAUGGAAAGUGGAGCUAAGGGGUGUGAAGUCGUAGUGGCUGGUAAAUUAAGAGGUCAACGUGCCAAGUCAAUGAAAUUCGUUGAUGGACUUAUGAUUCACAGUGGUGACCCAUGCAAUGACUAUGUUAAUGUGGCUACUAGACACGUUUAUUUAAGACAAGGAGUUUUGGGUAUCAAGAUAAAAAUUAUGUUGCCAUGGGACAAAUCAGGUAAACUUGGCCCAAAGAAGCCUUUGCCAGAUAAUGUCACCGUUGAAGAACCCAAGGAAGAAAUUCUACCCAUAGCACCAACCAGUGAAGUUAAAUCUAAACCCGAAGUAGCAGUACCUGCUGUUGUUCCAGUUGAACCUGUUGUUGGUUGAAAUGAUUGUA
Molecule: messenger RNA, 1695 nt
Organism: Rhopalosiphum maidis (corn leaf aphid)
Lineage: Eukaryota; Metazoa; Arthropoda; Insecta; Hemiptera; Aphididae
Product: 40S ribosomal protein S3-like
Exons: 8
Coding region: 864-1685 (273 amino acids)
Biological process (GO): translation; positive regulation of apoptotic signaling pathway
Cellular component (GO): cytosolic small ribosomal subunit; nucleus
Molecular function (GO): RNA binding; structural constituent of ribosome
Source: RefSeq, a predicted model, not a curated record